AUGACGGGUCAAGCACAGGGCAAGCCCCGGGAGAAGACAGUGAAGUCAUUCUAUAAGCAAGAGUACACUUUGCUCCAGAAAGAUGUGAAUUGGCCUCUUGGUUGGCCUGUUGGAGGCUACCCUGGUCCCCAGGGUCCGUACUACUGUGCCGUAGGAGCAGACAAAUCAUUUGGCCGUGACAUAUCAGAUGCUCACUACAAGGCAUGCCUUUACGCUGGAAUUAACAUUAGUGGAACAAACGGGGAGGUCAUGCCUGGUCAGUGGGAGUACCAAGUUGGACCUAGUGUUGGUAUUGAAGCAGGAGAUAACAUAUGGAUUUCGAGAUACAUUCUCGAGAGAAUCACAGAGCAAGCUGGGGUUGUCCUUCCCCUUGAUCCAAAACCAAUUCAGCCAUAUUGUAUUGGUGACAGGGUGACUGGAACGGAGCUGGCUGCCACACAAAUUACAGGGUGUGGCUGCUCUGUUCGUGUGGGGCGAGAUACCGAGGCAAAAGGGAAAGGUUACCUGGAAGACCGUCGGCCGGCAUCAAACAUGGACCCAUACAUUGUGACCGGGCUACUGGCUGAGACCACAAUUCUCUGGCAGCCAACCCUUGAAGCGGAGGUUCUUGCCACCAAGAAGCUGGCGCUGAAGGUAUGA
This is a messenger RNA of Miscanthus lutarioriparius, 639 nucleotides long. The record is from the annotation of a GenBank genome assembly. NCBI's taxonomy places the organism in Eukaryota, Viridiplantae, Streptophyta, Magnoliopsida, Poales, Poaceae.